AAUAAAAGUAGUAUUAAUGCAAUGGAAAUAGAGUAGUAGUAACAAUGUAUUAGGUGUUUUUAAUUGAUGUGUAAUAUGUUUACUUAAUUUAUUAGAGUUAUUCAUUUGAUAAAUUGUGUGUAGGCAAGGUUAGGUUCAUUUGUAAGGUUUUAUUGGAAAAGUGAAGAUACAUUCAAUCAAAAUUUUGGUUAAAUGAUUCUUUAUUUACACUAACACCAACUAACACACACCAAGUCACAGCUGCUCUGUACAAUCCAUGUGAUCCAUCUUGAUGCUUUGCGUUUAUCAAUAGCAAGCAGUGUUUAUUUAUUUGAAGAAUAAACGAUAAAUCAAGAAAAAUGGGUCGCCUAGCAGAGGUAGCUGGGGAGCAGUCAUCUGACCAAAACAAAACCUUUGUGUUCAUGGGUGAAGGUUAUACCUUGGGAAAUUCCUUGGUAUCUGUUAUCUCGCAAAACCCCGAUGUGGAGUUCUGUGCCUGCUUCAUCAAUCACCCAUCAGAGGGAAACAUUUACUUAAGAAUACAAGCAAAGAAAGGAAAAGCAGUAGAUAUAUUGCGAAAGGGAUUGCAAGACUUUGAAAUGAUUUGCGAUCACAGUCUGGAGACUUUCAAUAACGCUUACAAUAGGUUCAAGAACUCCAAUGAUGCUUCUGUAGACAGUACAUGAUUGUAUUAUCCGAUCUUUUAUUAUAUAAUAAUAAUAAUACUAAAGAUAAAAUGUAUUCUUUCGUUAUUCUGUAUCAAAUAACAAAUAUCGAUAUCUAAAAAUUCAAUGACGUGUU
Molecule: messenger RNA, 780 nt
Organism: Hylaeus anthracinus
Lineage: Eukaryota; Metazoa; Arthropoda; Insecta; Hymenoptera; Colletidae
Gene: l(2)37Cg
Product: probable DNA-directed RNA polymerases I and III subunit RPAC2
Exons: 4
Coding region: 339-665 (108 amino acids)
Biological process (GO): DNA-templated transcription
Cellular component (GO): RNA polymerase I complex; RNA polymerase III complex
Molecular function (GO): DNA-directed RNA polymerase activity; protein dimerization activity
Source: RefSeq, a predicted model, not a curated record